GUUGUCAUAAUUUGGCGCGAUUUUAUGUUGUCGCCGGGCUUUGUUAAGUUUUAAGUUAUUCUAAAAACUUUUUAAAAUUACUCAAUUACUGUAAGAUCAACAGAACUAAAUUAUUAUGAAGUGUACCAUACCAGAAAUAUCCUGGCAUAACAAAGAACCAGUCUUAAGUGUCGAUAUUCAUCCUAUUUCAAAUGGUCAUUAUAGGCUGGCCUCAGGUGGUGUAGACAGUCAUAUUCUGAUAUGGCAGCUGAUUAUAAGUGAAAAUGGAUCAGUUAAACAAGAAUUGGUAUCAGAUUUAACUAGGCAUCAGAGAUCAGUCAAUAUUGUAAGAUGGUCACCGUCAGGACAGUAUCUAGCAUCUGCAGAUGAUGAUGCAAAUAUCAUAGUAUGGCAGUUAAAAAACGACAAUAUCCCCCUUUUAGAAGGAGAUACUGAUGACAAAGAAAUUUGGAUUGUUUAUAAGGUCUUACGAGGACACAAAGAAGAUAUCUAUGAUUUAUGUUGGUCUGUAGAUAAUACGAAAUUGUUAUCAGGUUCUGUGGACAAUACUGCCGUUUUAUGGGACCUCACAAAAGGGAAAAUGGAUCAUAUUAUGUCUGACCAUAAGGGUUUUGUCCAGGGAGUAGCUUGGGACCCAAAAAACCAAAUCUUAGCAACAAUCAGUACUGAUAGAAUAUGCAGAAUUUUCGAUGUAACAGGCAAACAUGUAAAAAGCAGAAUUCAUAAAGGAAAAUUGCCCGUACCUAAUGACCAUUUUCUCUAUGAAAAAGAGUGUAAAUUUUUUUAUGACGACACUUUCAAAUCGUUUUUCCGAAGACUUCAGUUCACCCCAGAUGGUUCGUUACUUAUUGUACCUUCGGGGCAUUUUCAGGACGAGGAAUGUAAGAAGAUUAUCAAUUCCAGUUUAAUUUUUACAUUGGAUAAUUGGGCUGAACCCGCAGCAAUUCUACCAUUGGACAACCAAAGCAGCACAACAGUACGGUGCUGCCCUCUACUUUUUUGCCUUCGAGACGACGGACCAGAAUCUUUGGUGAACCUUCCCUACAGGAUGAUAUUUGCUGUAGGAACCGAUCAUGAUAUUAUACUUUAUGAUACUCAACAAACGAAACCUUUCGCUCGAUUUCACGAAAUUCAUUAUACCAGAAUUACAGAUCUGACCUGGUCUGCAGAUGGUCUAAUUUUAAUAGCUUCCUCUACCGACGGUUUCUGUACCAUAAUUACUUUUGAGCAGGAAGAACUCGGUAAAGUAUACACGAAAGAGGAAAGUGACGAUGAACUGAGUAAUAUGGAAUGUAGCGAAAUCCCUCCAGUAGACACUACAGAUAAAGAUGAAAAUGUUGACAUUACUAAUAAAACCGAUAAGGAAGAAACGAAAAAAGAAGUCAAGAAAAGACCUAGUUUUAUCCAACAGUGGGUACAAAAUACACCUAAAAAAGCGAAGGUGGAAAAGAAAAACGUCACUGAUUGUGGAGAUAUUAUAGAACUAGAUGAUGAUGAAGAUAAUGAUGACGAAAAACCAAAAGAACUGUCCAAAGAGAUAAAAGAUGAAAUACACAAGCUGCUACCUAGGCGAAUAGCUCCCAUUAAAAUAGAUGAAGUCAGUAAAAGCUCUAAGACUGAAGCUAAACCUAUUGAAGUUAGAAGAAAACCACGGGAAAUAGAAAAUAAUGAAACUAACGUAUCUAAGACAGAAUUAAAAGAUAUUAGAUCAGACGCAAAGCCUAUUGAAGUUAGGAGAAAACCCAGAGCAGAAAAUAGUAAACCAAAUGAAGCUGGCGAUAAAAAAGAUGAAGCAAAACCUAUUGAGGUCAGAAGAAAACCAAAAGAAGAAAAUAAUAAACCUAGUGAAUCUGAAGAAAAAAAAGUAGAAGCCAAACCUAUUGAGGUCAGAAGAAAGUCAAAAGAGGAAGAAAUCAAAUCUAAUGAAGCUGGAGUCCAAAAAAUGGAAGCGAAGCCUAUUGAGGCCAGAAGAAAGCCAAAAGAAGAAGAGUGUAGUAAAUCUAAUGAACCUGGACGCGAAAAGGUGGAUGAGAAUCCUACAGUAGAAGCAAAUAAUAAAUCUAGCGAGUCUGGAGACAAAAAAAUAGAAGCAAAGCCUAUUGAAGUGCGAAGGAAACCGAGAGAACUAACAAAUACUCAAUCUCAAAAACCUAAAGCAGCGUCUACAAUAAUAAAUAUGUUAAUUCCUCGAAGAAUUACACCCAAAAAAGUUGAAGAUAAUGUAACAGUCAAACCAAAUGAUGAUAAGGAUAAAAUACUUAAAGUAGUUCUUACACCUUUCAAUUUAAAUGAUAUUAGCCAUAAUACUACAAGCAAAGACGAUUGUACUGAACAGAUAAGUAAUGACAAAAUUGACAGUAGUUGUGAAGAAAAAACAGAAAAAAAUACAAGUAAUAGCCCUGAAGAUUUGAACUCCGACCAAAAAAGUAAAGAAGAAAUUAUAGUUUUAGAUGACAAUAGCAAGGAUAAAGAAGUAGACCAAAAAACUAAUUUGUUAAGUACUCCUAGCAAAAAGACUACAAACACUUCCUCACAAAAUAAAAGUAACAAAAAGAAAAAUGUUUCGAAUGGCAUAAAAUCAAAAAAUAAAAACACAUCCAGUGUUACCAACAGCAGCAUUACACCUUCAAAGCCAACCUCGAGUACAAGUAUGUCAUCCGCAGAUAAAAAAGCGUCCUCCCUUAAGAAGAAAGAUCCCCCAAAAAUCAAAGUAGGUUCCCUUAUUCCAAAAAAAUUGAGCACAACCCCUUCUAAAAGCAAUCCGUUGCUGGACUUCUUAAAGAAAUCCAGUGACAAAAAGAAAAAUAAACCAGAGCCUGUUAUUGCCCAGAACGUUGAUUUGACCUUGGAUGACAUUGAAGCUAGAGACGGAUUUGGUGACGAAGUUGCUAAGAAAAAUGUCCCCGUGGUACCGGAUGCUGUACCUAUGGAAGAUGACUUCACUGAAGAUUUUUGUCUUCAGCUUGAAGAUACUCAAGACGACAAAACAGACAAGCAAAGUGAGUGUAAGAAAAUGGACGUAGAUAAAGUUGAUGUAGAUCAGAAUGAUGCACAGAUAAAUAGGAUCAUAGAAGUAUCAGAUGAAAGUAGUUCGCCGAAACAAAAGAAAACCGAUGAGAAUGUGGUACAAAAGAUGCCUCGGAGGGUGCCCUUAAUCACUUUAGCCAGCCCUAAAGGAAAGAAGAAGCCCUCUACUACGGAGAAAAACUCGAAUUGAUGAGGUUGUUGGUCUGUUGUGGUUGCUAAUAAUACUGUUGUGUUAAAAUUGAAAGUUUAUAAUGAAAAUUUUAAGAUGGGAACGGGGCGAGAUUGUUACUUUUGGUUUUGAUUUAUACACACACCGGCAAAAUUAGCCGAACACGUUAAAAAUGGGACAUGUUUGAUGUCUCGUAUUUCAUAAACCAGUGGUCCGAUUUGAGUGAUUCUUUUAGUAUGUUAUAGCCUUAUUAUUUAAUAAUAUCGUUGUAAUAAUAUUGUUGCUAGAUAGGUAAAUACCAUUUUAUACCGGGUGUACCAAUCAUACUGUGUUUUUUUCUUAAAGUUUGGAACACCCUGUGGAAUAUUCUAGCAUAUGUAAAAUAUUAGAAUUAAUACUCGAUUGUAGACAUAGGCUUGCUUAACAUUUUCCUUUUCGAUUCAUUUACUUAUGUGAGAUAAUAAAAAAGUUAUGUGCGUUAACAACUAUCCAUGUUUUUCAUCAAUAAAUUCUCAUAGUAGGGGAGAAAAGUAUACUAAAUUUGCAGUUACUCGAGAGUUAUGGAAACCUAUUGGAUUGUGAAGAGUAUGUGCUAAAAUCAGAAAAAGGUUAAGUUAAGUUUUCCAUAAAGUGGGGGACUUUUCAUUUUUUAAUUUAAUUUUCCAUUUGAAACAAUCAUUUUUCUCCGAUUAUAGCGCUAUCUAUCCAUAAUUCGAAUAAAUAUGUCGAAUAAAAGUUGCUUAUUUUUACGUAAAGAAUCCAAAUCUGCAAUAAAAAUUGGGGCUCCUAUUUAAGAUUUUAAAUUAAAUACCACACCCCACCUCCGUGGUGGCUCGUGACACUCCACGGAGAGGGGUGGGGGUAAAUUAAAAAUUAUAAAUACGAACCCUGCGAUAUUUUGCGAAAUGAACAUCAGAUCGUAAAACUGCAAAAUACACCUAUUCAAUAUUUUUCAAAAAUCUACCGAAUGGCACCAAACACGACCCCCCACGAAGGUGGGGUGGGGGGUUACAUUAAAAUAUAAAAUAGGAGCCCCAAUUUUUAUUGCAGAUUUGGAUCCUUGACGUAAAAAUAAGCAACUUUUAUUCGCAACAUUUUUUCCUAUUAUGGAUAAAUAGCGCCAUAAUCGGAAAAAACGAUUGGUGGAAAUGGAAAAUUAAAUUGAAAAAUGGAGAGUCCCACACUUUAUGGAAAACUUAACUUAACUUUUUUUGGUUGUAGCACCCACUCUUCACAAUCCACUCCAGGUCACAAGAUCGCUCGAGUAAUUGCAAAUUUAGCAUACUUUUCUCCCCUACUAUGAGGAUUUAUUGAUAAAAAACAUGGCUAGUUGUUAAAGCACAUAACUUUUUUAUUUUCCAACAUAAGCAAAUGAAUCAAAAAAGAAAAUGUUAAGAAAGCAUAAUUCUACAAACGAGUUUAAAGUUUAAUAUUUUAUACAUUCUGGAAUAUUCCACAGGGCGUUCCGAACUUUAAGAAAAAAACACAGUAUGCUUGUUACACCCGGUAUAAACUGACAUUUACCUGCCUAGCAACAAUAUUAUUACACCGAUAUUCUUAAAUAAUAAGGCUAUAACAUACCAAAAGAAUCACUCAAAUCGGACCACUGGUUUAUGAAAUACGAGACAUCAAACAUGUCCCAUUUUUAACGUGUUCGGCUAAUUUUGCCGGUGUGUGUAUGUGUAUAUAGAGUUGAAAAUAAUUAUAGAAGACGGAUAAACUGACACAUUUAAAAAAAAAUUGCUACAAACGUUGUACUUUAUCAAUAACGAAUAGGAGCUGUAUGGUUACUGGAAAAAAAACUGUACCUGUAACCUCCAAGCGGUUAAUAGUAGAUAUUUCCAAUGUCCAUGCUUCGACACCGUAUGAGACAACUGACCAUAUGUAAUAUUUUUAAUGAUGCUUUUCCGAAGUCGAAGUUUCAAGAUAUCUUUACAGAAGUGUGACAUUAUUUUCAGGGCCGCCCAGAGCCAGGCCGGGCCCCGGGGAUGAGACCCGGCCGCCCCCCCCCCAAACCCAGUUGAACGAAAAUUCCCAAAAAUCUGAUAACUCAUAAACUGGGAUAUGUAAUAGUGAAUACUCAUGCUAUUGACACAGGAAGGAAGAAAAUUAAAACAGUUUUAACAAUUAAACUUUGUUUUUAAUUAUUUACAAUAGAACUGUUAUUUACAACAUAACUUUUCUUGCUUUCAUAUCUACAAAGUUUUGGAUCACGUGGUCGAAAUCAAGAGUUUUUGCAAGUUUCGACUCUAUGCUUAACAGUCCCAAAUCAGAUAAUCGUUGUUGACCCAUAGUAGAUCUUAAACUUAUAUUAUUGCCUUAUUGCCUUUUCCAAAUGCAUAAUAUUCCUUAUAAUAAUUUCAUAAUUAAAACCGCAAGCAAAUUCAAUCUGUUGUAAAAUAUUUUAAUAAAAGGAAUUUUUUUAAAUUUGCUAACGGCCGGGCCCCCUUGGGCCCCGGGCCCCGGGAAUUUUGCCCCCCCUGCCCCCCCCCUGGUCGGGCCUGAUUAUUUUUAAAAAGAAGUUCUGACGCGAGCCAUCUCAUUUAUACAUUUUACCUAUUUCUACUUCUUUUAUGAUUUUCUGUUCGACUCUAAAUACAGAUUUAAUUAUUAUUUUCCUUUUACGGUGCAAUAGAAGUACUAUACUUACGGGCAGUAAUCAAAAAGUUUCAGGAUUAACGCUUAUAAUAAAAUUUUGUAUAUAUAAACAUAUAAAUCAAUCAACAUUAUCCCCUUCAAGAUUGGUAUUAUCAUUGACAACGUAUGCACUCCUCCCAACAUGUCAAUUUUCUCUGUCAUGUCAAAGAUCUCUUAUGUUUGAGAAACAAAGAAAAAGUCUGUGGGAUACAAGUCUGGUGGGUAGAGGGGCUAGGAGACGAAAGUCACGUUUUUUUGAAAAAUGUGCUGAAUAAACUCGGCUCCCGCUUCCCUAUGUCUCCGGUCUCUUUAUUCACACAGCUGCAACAAGUCAAUUUGGACCAAGUGGCGCCGGUUGACAAAUUGAAACGUGACAAUUUAGAAGUCCUGAAACUUAAUGAUCAACUUCUGUAUAUGUAGUAAUUUGGAUUUUAACUUUUUACAUAAACUAAAUUAAUUUUUCUAUUUGCAUUAUUGGCACCCUCAUUGUACAAUUUUAUUUAUUUAUUUAGGAACUGUAUUCAACAAUCAAUAUAUUUAUAGUUUUCGAAAUAGGACAAUAUGGCUUUUUAUAAGAUUUGUAAUCAUUGUGAAUAGACUGUAUAUAAUUUUUAUAUAAGUAAAAAUAUACGAUUUUUAUAUAUAA
Messenger RNA from Diabrotica virgifera virgifera (western corn rootworm), 6479 nucleotides. RefSeq names its product chromatin assembly factor 1 subunit B (gene Caf1-105). Gene Ontology annotation, cellular component: nucleus; CAF-1 complex. The record is from RefSeq and is a predicted model, not a curated record. NCBI's taxonomy places the organism in Eukaryota, Metazoa, Arthropoda, Insecta, Coleoptera, Chrysomelidae. Gene Ontology annotation, molecular function: protein binding. Gene Ontology annotation, biological process: nucleosome assembly; DNA replication-dependent chromatin assembly. The transcript is spliced from 6 exons. Bases 116 to 3217 code for a protein of 1033 amino acids.